GUGUAGACCUUUCUCCUCCCUCUAGCCCGUCAGUCUAACAUAACAUAUCAGUCAAAAAUUAUUAGUGUGACAAAAACAAAACUCAACAUUUUCAUUUUGUCCCUCAAUUUCUCCUCCAAUCCCCCCUUAAUAAUAAAAAAUAGAAGGCUGCCCACAUAAUAAAAUCAUAAAUGUGGUGGAUUCUCAGUGUCCCAUUCUAAAUCUCUACUCUUCAUUUUUCCCGUUCAUCAUUUGCCGCUCAUAACCAUUUUUGCUUUGCUCUUUUUCCUUCAUCAACCCAGUUAAAGAAGAACAAAAAAAAAAAGGAGAGUAAAGAAACAACAACUUUAAACGCGUUUAUAAAGAAAGAAAUCCCAAUUUGAUAGUCUUAUCAUAUCUGGGUGAUUCCUUUUAUAACUUGUGAAAAUCACACUUUUGGGCACAAUUUUCAACCAAAAUACUGUACUGGGUUUUGUUUGUAUUCAAGAUUUUAAGUCUACAAAACAAUAAAAAUUUGCUCUUUUGCUGCAAAAUUGAUGCAGUAACAUGGUGAUUGAAAUCUUGAUUAAUUGAUGGGUGAAGCUUAGAUUGUUGAAUUUUGUGGUGAAUUUCUGGAAAAAGAAGAUGCGGCGACGGGUGGCUGGGCGCCCUGUUCGAAGACGGAUUCCAAAUUGGAUCUGGCCACUUCUUGGAUUGUUCUUCUUUGCUGGGAUUUUUUUGUUUGUUGUUCAACAUAAUCAUAAUCAAGAUCAAGUUUCUCAGCCGACACUGGAAAAAGAUGAGACAGUAGGACCUGUUCGGGAGCAGUUAAAUUUUACUGACGAGUUAUUGAAUUCGGGUUCAGUUGCUAGGCAAUUAGCUGAUCAAAUGACCCUUGCCAAGGCAUAUGUUAUCAUUGCAAAAGAGCACAACAAUCUUCAGCUUGCUUGGGAACUCAGCUCAAGGAUCAGAAGUUGCCAGCUUCUGCUUUCAAAAGCUGCUAUGAGAGGAGAGGCUAUAUCCCUGGAUGAAGCUGAACCAAUAAUUAAAAGCUUAUCAUCUCUGAUCUUCAAGUCGCAAGAUGCUCACUAUGACAUUGCUACGACUAUAAUGACUAUGAAAUCUCACAUCCAAGCACUUGAAGAGCGUGCACAUGCGGCAACUGUUCAGAGCACAAUUUUUGGGCAGUUGGCUGCUGAAUCGUUACCGAAGAACCUCCAUUGCUUGAACAUUAAACUGAUGGCUGAUUGGUUGAAGAAACCUUCACUACAGCCGUUAGCAGAAGAUAACAAGAAUUCUCCUCGUCUUGUGGACAACAAUCUUUAUCAUUUCUGCAUAUUUUCAGAUAAUCUGCUUGGUGUCUCAGUAGUUGUCAACUCUACCAUCUCAAAUGCUGACCAUCCAAAGCAGCUUGUCUUCCACAUAGUUACAAAUGGUGUCACAUAUGGUGCUAUGCAGACUUGGUUUCUGAAUAAUGACUUCAAAGGUGCAACCAUAGAGGUUCAGAACAUUGAAGAAUUCAGUUGGUUAAAUUCCUCUUACUCUCCUGUCCAAAAACAGCUGCUUGACCCCGAUUCACAGGCCUACUACUUCAGUGGGACUCAAGAUUUCAGAGUUGAGCCAAAGUUUCGGAACCCAAAAUACAUAUCGUUAUUGAACCACCUUCGGUUCUAUGUAACUAACAUUUACCCCCAGUUGGAGAAAGUUGUUUUCCUUGAUGAUGACGUGGUUGUCCAGAAAGAUCUGACCCCGCUUUUUUCAUUGGACUUGCAUGGGAAUGUGAAUGGAGCUGUUGAAACUUGCCUUGAAGCAUUUCACCGGUACUAUAAGUAUCUCAAUUUCUCAAACCCGAUAAUCAGCUCUAAGUUUGAUCCUCAGGCUUGUGGAUGGGCAUUUGGCAUGAAUGUUUUUGAUUUGAUUGCGUGGAGAAAAGCGAAUGUGACUACACGUUAUCAUUACUGGAUGGAGCAAAAUUCUGAUUGGUCAUUGUGGAAGCUUGGUACUCUUCCUCCUGGACUUCUCAGUUUCUAUGGAUUGACAGAGCCACUUGAUCGAAGAUGGCAUGUACUUGGAUUAGGAUAUGAUCCAAACAUAGAUAACCGUCUCAUAGAGAGUGCAGCUGUAAUUCACUUUAAUGGGAACAUGAAGCCAUGGCUAAAAUUGGGCAUUGCGCGGUAUAAACCUUUGUGGCAUCGAUAUGUGAACCAGAGCAGUACAUACCUUCAGGAAUGUGUUACGAAUUGAAUACUUUGUGGGCUUUGCUGGUGAUUGAUGCAGUCAGGUACACUGGAGCCUGCGGUUCAACCAGUUGUAGAUUGAGAAAGGGAUUUUUACCUUCAUUAGGAUCUUGAAUUGGCACAUUUUAGUUCCUCAAUUUACAUAUAUAUAUUCUAAAAGAGGAAGUUGCUUUUACAGAUUUUUUAGGGGGCCGUAAAUUGAAAUAGGGAAAAGGCGAUGAAAUUUCAUUUUUUGGCUGUGGAUUUUAAUUUUUUUUGGCCUUUGAUAUAGUUUAGAUUCUUAUUUAUUUUGUAGCAAUGUGUAAUAAACUUCAUAGCAAUUUUGGUCUCAAUUGUAAUUGUACUUUCAUA
Molecule: messenger RNA, 2546 nt
Organism: Beta vulgaris subsp. vulgaris (sugar beet)
Lineage: Eukaryota; Viridiplantae; Streptophyta; Magnoliopsida; Caryophyllales; Amaranthaceae
Product: hexosyltransferase GAUT11
Exons: 2
Coding region: 604-2202 (532 amino acids)
Molecular function (GO): polygalacturonate 4-alpha-galacturonosyltransferase activity
Source: RefSeq, a predicted model, not a curated record